Brassicogethes aeneus is the source of this 1190-nucleotide messenger RNA. Lineage: Eukaryota; Metazoa; Arthropoda; Insecta; Coleoptera; Nitidulidae. The record is from the annotation of a GenBank genome assembly.
UUUGACAGUUCUUUUUUGUAUAAAAUCAAAAAAUAUGGCUGCUCGUGCGGGUGUUUCGAGGCGUGCGCCUGAAAAUGAGCCAACUAUUGCUUACGUGCAAGCCGAUGGUCUCGCCGUUAUGAAAAUAGUUAAACACUGUCAUGAAGAAUCGACUACGAAUAUGGACAUUGCCCAAGGGGCUCUGCUUGGUUUGGUGGUUGAUAACCGUUUGGAAAUUACAAAUUGCUUUCCUUUCCCAAAACCAUCAGAUGAGACAAUGGAUGAAGAUGAAUACCAAUUAUCCAUGAUGCGCAGAUUAAGAAGAGUAAAUGUGGAUCAUUUUCAUGUUGGUUGGUACCAAAGUGCAGAUGUUGGCAACUUUUUGAGCUUACCAUUGCUUGAAUCGCAAUUCCAUUAUCAAACAUCCAUUGAGGAAUCAGUUGUGGUGAUUUACGACACACAAAAGUCUUCCAGAGGAUUCUUGACUCUGAAAGCUUAUAGAUUGACACCACAAGCCAUUGAAAUGUAUAAGGAGGGUGAAUUCACCCCAGAAGCUUUGGUAAAACUAAAAGUUGGUUUUGAAAACUUGUUUACUGAAGUUCCAUUCUGCAUCAAGAACUCCCCCUUGACCAACAUUAUGAUGUCGGAAUUGGCAGACAUUGUGCCAGAAGAAGAGGGUUCCAAAUUCUUGGAUUUGGGUACUGCUUCAGUGUUGGAGGGUCAACUACGUUGUUUAAUGGACCAUGUUGAUGAACUUAACCAAGAAGCCAUCAAGUUCAACAGGUACCAACAGUUGGUCAGCAGGCAGCAACAGGAUAAACACAGGUACUUGCAAAAAAGAACCCAAGAGAAUGCCGCCAGGGCUGCUAAAGACGAACCUGCACUUCCUGAAGAGGACAUAAACAAACUGUUCAGGCCCCACCCUGUGCCCCCAAGGUUGAACCCCAUGAUUUUCGCUGGACAAAUUAACACUUACAGCCAGGCUAUUUCUCAGUUUUGUUCGCAAUCUUUGGCCAAGUUGUACAUUACACAGGCUCUCCAGAAUGCUAAGGAAUCCAAAGCUAAUCCUUAAAUGUAUUUUAAUUUUAAGCAAUUCAUAAUAAAAUUAUUAAUACUAUUAGUUUUUACUUAAAAAAUUCCACUACAUUGUUGUUUAAUUAAUGGAUAUUUUUUUUUAAUUCGAAAAGGAUUAAAAUAAAUGUAUAAAUAAA